This is a messenger RNA of Pelodiscus sinensis (Chinese soft-shelled turtle), 936 nucleotides long. Its product is annotated as olfactory receptor 51G1-like. Gene Ontology annotation, cellular component: plasma membrane. NCBI's taxonomy places the organism in Eukaryota, Metazoa, Chordata, Testudines, Trionychidae. Gene Ontology annotation, molecular function: G protein-coupled receptor activity; olfactory receptor activity. Gene Ontology annotation, biological process: G protein-coupled receptor signaling pathway. The record is from RefSeq and is a predicted model, not a curated record.
AUGUCAGCUGUUAAUGACACCAAAUUCACACAUGUUAUGUUCCUUCUCUCCCGGAUACCUGGGAUGGAAGAUGACUGUCUCUGGAUCGCUAUCCUUUUCUGCUUCAUGUAUGCUAUUUCAAUAGUAGGCAAUUCAGUCAUUCUGUUCAUUAUAAAAAGAGACCCAAGUCUCCAUGAGCCCAUGUACAUUUUCCUUUCCAUGUUGGCCCUCACAGACCUUGGCUUACUGAUAACCACCAUGCCGACAAUCCUGAGCACAUUCUUGUUUAACUUCAGGGAGAUCAGCUUGGAUGCCUGUUUUGCCCAGCUGUUCUUCAUCCACUCGCUUUCAAACGUUGAGUCUUCCGUGCUCCUGUUGAUGGCCUUUGACCGCUUCAUUGCCAUCUGUAACCCGCUGAGGUACACUUCGAUCUUAACCCUGCCAACAAUAACCAAGAUGGCCCUGGCGGUUAUGCUAAGAUCUGUGGCCCUUAUAUUCCCUCUCCCCUUUCUCCUGAAACGAUUCCAAUACUGUCGAAGGAACAUCCUCUUCUACUCCUACUGUGCACAUGCAGAGGUCAUGAAGCUAGCUUGUUCGGACAUCACAGUCAACAUCAUCUAUGGCUUGUGUGUUAAAGUCUUAACAGUGGGGUUCGACUCUUUGUUCAUCUUCCUUUCAUACGUGAUGAUCUUCAAAACUGUGCUGAGUGUCACAUCCUCCACAGAAUGCCUGAAGGCCCUGAAUACCUGUGUUUCCCACCUCUGCGCCGUGCUUCUCUUCUACAUACCAGAUAUUGGCUUGUCCAUUCUACACAGAUUCGGGAAUAGCUCUUCACUCUUGCCUCAGAUUUUCCUGAGCUACAUCUUCCUGUUGCUCCCACCCCUGAUGAACCCGAUUGUGUACAGCGUAAAAAGCAAACACCUGAGUGCGAAGAUCAGUAGGGUAUUAUUCAAGUGA